CAAACAAAGCACUCAACCCUUUGAAUAAUAAAAAGGCGCACUCUUUUCUAACACUUGUCUUUCUUCUCACUUUCCUCUUCUCUUUUUCCCUUUCUCCGCCAUGGAUUCUCUCGCUCUCUUUGCCACCGCUUCCCUUCUCGCCGGCGGCCUUUACUGGUUCGUUUGCAUCCUUGGCUCCGCCGAGGUUAAAGGUAAACGCGCCGUGAACCUUUCCGGCGGUUCAAUAGCCAAAGAAAAAGUCCAAGACAAGUACAAACAGUACUGGUCUUUCUUUCGCCGUCCUAAAGAAAUCGAAACUACCGAAAAUGUCCCUGCUUUUGUUGACACUUUCUAUAACCUCGUUACUGAUAUUUACGAAUGGGGUUGGGGUCAGUCUUUUCAUUUUUCCCCUGCAAUCCCCGGAAAAUCUCAUCGUGAAGCCACGCGUAUUCACGAGGAGAUGGCCGUGGAUCUCUUGGGCGUCAAGCCCGGAGCCCGUGUUUUGGAUGCAGGCUGCGGGGUUGGCGGACCGAUGCGAGCUAUCGCCGCUCAUUCGGGCUCCAACAUUGUUGGCAUCACCAUUAAUGAGUACCAAGUAAACCGGGCCCGGGCCCACAACAAGAAAGCGGGCCUGGACUCACAGUGUGAAGUUGUUUGUGGUAAUUUCCUACAAAUGCCAUUUGCUGACAACAGUUUUGAUGGAGCUUACUCCAUUGAAGCAACAUGCCAUGCACCAAAACUAGAAGAAGUAUACAGCGAAAUAUACCGGGUCUUGAAACCUGGAUCCAUGUACGUAUCCUACGAAUGGGUAACAACCGAAUUAUACAAUUCGGAUGACCCGGAACACGUAGAGAUAAUCCACGGUAUUGAAAGGGGUGAUGCAUUACCUGGUUUAAGAAGUUACAGUGACAUUGCUGACGUGGCUAGGAACGUUGGAUUUGAAGUAGUGAAGGAGAAAGAUUUAGCUAAACCGCCAGCGAACCCGUGGUGGACGAGGCUGAAAAUGGGGAGAAUUGCUUACUGGAGAAACCAUAUUGUUGUUACAGUACUUUCUUGGCUUGGUAUUGCACCUAAAGGUACAGUAGAUGUGCACAAAAUGCUGUUUGUGACUGCGGAUUAUUUGGCUAAAGGUGGUGAUAAAGGGAUUUUUAGUCCUAUGCAUAUGAUUUUAUGCAGAAAGCCUGAAGAACAGUAGCCAUCUUCAGAUUAGGAGAUUGACUAUGAAGGUUAAUUUCAGAGUACUGUUGUUUUAUUUGGUGAUCUUUGUUCUUAUUUUUAUUUUUUUGGGUUUAUUGGAUUUAAUUUAAUGGCAUUUUUGACCUUUUUCUGUUUCUUUGUAUAAUUUCUAGCUUGAUAUAUUGCUUUUGUUGUAUUAGAAGAUAACUUUGGUUAUUUGUUCCAAGGCCUAAACUAGUAAAGAAUCCAUCUUUAGUUAAA
Messenger RNA from Nicotiana tabacum (common tobacco), 1416 nucleotides. RefSeq names its product 24-methylenesterol C-methyltransferase 2-like. Gene Ontology annotation, molecular function: S-adenosylmethionine-dependent methyltransferase activity. NCBI's taxonomy places the organism in Eukaryota, Viridiplantae, Streptophyta, Magnoliopsida, Solanales, Solanaceae. The record is from RefSeq and is a predicted model, not a curated record. Gene Ontology annotation, biological process: steroid biosynthetic process.